Molecule: messenger RNA, 1689 nt
Organism: Metarhizium album ARSEF 1941
Lineage: Eukaryota; Fungi; Ascomycota; Sordariomycetes; Hypocreales; Clavicipitaceae
Exons: 1
Coding region: 1-1689 (562 amino acids)
Source: RefSeq, a predicted model, not a curated record
AUGCCGUCACUCGAAGCGAGACCGGCCGAGAUGGACGUCGAGACGGAGACGGCCACGGCCACGGCUGGCGUCAUCAACACGCGCAAGAUGCGCUACACCGGCCUCGGCCUGCGCUGCCUCAAGUCCGGCGGCCCGGACGCUCGGCGAGAGGCACGCCGGUCCGGCAAGGACGACGACGACGACGACGACUACGACGACGUCCGCGGCCAGGAGCCCUUCAGCCGCCGGUACUGGAGCCGCAGCGAGGUGCAGCUCCGGCCGUCCCCCUUGGCCGCGCGCGGAGGGCGGCGGAUCGGGCGCUUCCCGCUCACGUCGCGGCUCGCGGGCUGGGUUCGCGAGGCCUUUGCCAGCUACCGGCCGUCGGCGCGGUGCACGGAGCUCGUGCGGCCGUUCGGGGCCGAGUUCCACGCGCUGCUCGAGCGCGAGCGCGCGGCGGCAAGCGGCCUCCACGACCUGGACCUCGUGGAGCUGACGUACCAGGUGACGCUCGAGGUCGGGGCCGAGAUCCUGCUGGCGGCGCACGACAACGGCAACGCGGGCGCGGUGCAGGCGGAAUUCCACUCGUCGCGGGCGGCGCGCGACGAGCACUUCGCGCCCUGGGGCCGGCUGCUCACGGGGCUCGAGUGCGACCCGCCCAUCAUCGCGCAGUUCCCCUUCUACCUCAUGAUGUGCCAGGCGUUCGGGCUCGAGGCCGACUCGUCGCGCGAGAACUACGUGUACGCGGCGCUGACGGGGGUCAACUGGGCGCGCGGCGCCAACGCGUACAGCGAGCGGUUCCGGGCCUUUGAGGAGGCGGCGCGGGCGGCGGUGCCGGGGCUGGACGACGGGCUCUCGGGCCGGGACCGGAGCUUCUGGCGCGUCUCGCUCGGCUACCUCGCGGCCAUGAACGGGACGGAGAACGCGCGGGCGCUGACGACGCCGCGCGCGUCGCACAUCGCCACCGGCCUGGACCCGCGCCUGCUGACGGCGGCGCGCGGCUUCGACACCAUCGGCUCGGCCUACAUGUGCAGCGACGGCGCCGCCUACCUCGACGACGCCGGCAUGGACGCGCUCGUCGGCUCCGCCGUGCCCAACGACGUCAUGGACCUGCACACGGACAUGCUGACGGGCGAGACGCGCAACCUGCUGCGGCUGCUGUACCCGAGCGGCCGCGGCCUCGACCGCGCCCUCGACACCAUGGCCACGGUCCUGGCCGGCAUGCUGUGCGAGCUGUUCCGCGGCCACAAGCGCGCGCGCCUCGGCGGCCGCGAGGACGGCCGCAUCGCCGCCACCUCGCCGCCCUACAGCUUCUGCCGCGCCCGCCACCGCCGCAUCUUCGAGGUGCUCGAGGCCUACGUCGCGCGCCACGGCGCCGACCGCUUCUGGUCCUGCACCCGGGACCUGCUGCGCCGCGCCCGCGCCCAGGUCACCGGCGUGCGCGGCGACCUCGCCCGCCUCGUCGGCCGCAUCCACGACCUGUGGCACGCCCAGCUGCUGGCCCCCGGCAAGGAGCCCGGCUGGGGCCGCCGCUUCGACCGCCGCUCCGACGACCUGUUCCGCCAGGCCGGCGAGCUGCUCGGCCGCCAGGGCCGCAUCACCCCCGACGUCUACAGGUUCGCCAUUGCCUACGGCCGCCUGAGCAUGGCCCUGCCCUACGUUGCCUACCACACCGUCGACGCCCUCAUCAUGGCCUACGGCCCCUGUGCCUGA